AUGGACACAGGCAAACGGCUAGCAGAGAAGAUGGCGGAACACACCGAAACAGAAAUCAACACAUCAGCCGCCCUGAUACAACUACCGCCAUACAACUCGAUCAACACCAGGAGUUGGUUUAUUCAACUUGAGGCGAUAUUUUCAGCACGAAAGGUCACACGACAGGACACUAAAUACGCCUCCGUGGUACAAGCCUUACCAGCAUCAAUCGUUGAAGAAGUGGAAGACAUCCUUCUCAAUACUCCGGACCAACUCCCAUACACCUGCCUCAAAGAAGCCAUCCUCAAACGAACUGGACGUUCGGACGAAGACCUCAUCAGAGACUUAUUCUCUAAUGUGUCUCUCGGCGAUAGGACACCAUCCCAGCUCCUCCGCCUGAUGAAGAGCCGCCUCGGGAACAACACCAUGGCAGAACCCAUCCUCCGAGGGCUAUGGAUGGAUCGGUUACCACCGAAUAUAACACAAGUUCUAGCCCUGGUACCAGUAGAGACGCCCCUUGACGUUGUGGCCGACUCAGCCGACAAAAUAUACUCCCAGGCUCACCAAAAAGUUCACCAGGUUGAGAGCCACGGAAACCACACACAACGCCUCGAAGAGGAUAUGACCCAUCUACGCGCAGAGUUAAGAGACCUGAAACUCUCCCUAUGCCGGAGGCAGCGAAGCCCAGCACCACGCACGCGAAAUCGAAGCCGUACCCGCAGCUCAAGUCCAGGACGGAGAAACAGUGUGGACGAAUGUUGGUACCACCAAACCUUCGGGAAACGAAUAGACCGACAGGCAGCGACGACGAUCCCUGUCGGUACUCGCUCACACAGUCGUCUCUUCUACGUGUGGGACCGUAACAAUGGCCUCAAAUUCCUAGUUGACACUGGCGCAGCCAUCAGCGUAAUACCACCCACCAACAGAUCCGCCUUGAAACCCACCCCAUUCCAACUUCGAGCGGCAAACGGCUCCACCAUAGAAACCUAUGGGAACAAGGAACUUACUUUGAAUAUCAACCUCAGGCGCGACUUCAAGUGGUCAUUCACCGUAGCUGACGUCAGGACAUCCUUGCUCGGUGCCGACUUCUUGGCACAUUACAACCUGGCUGUCCAUGUGAAGACAAGGACCCUGUCCGACAACAUGACAACCAUCAAGAUCACAGGGAUCCCAUCGAGCUUCAACACAACUAGGAUCAGCGUGGCAACACAGCACGACCCCCACUACGUAGAAAUCCUGCGCCGGUACAAGCACCUCACGCAACCCAUCAAACCAACUGAUGCAGGCGACCAUCAGACCCAACACCAUAUAAAGACCACCGGACAACCAGCAUAUUCACGGCCACGACGACUCCUCCACACAAAUUAG
Acanthosepion pharaonis is the source of this 1347-nucleotide messenger RNA. NCBI's taxonomy places the organism in Eukaryota, Metazoa, Mollusca, Cephalopoda, Sepiida, Sepiidae. The record is from the annotation of a GenBank genome assembly.